Messenger RNA from Syngnathus acus (greater pipefish), 1239 nucleotides. RefSeq names its product CCAAT/enhancer binding protein (C/EBP) 1 (gene cebp1). Gene Ontology annotation, molecular function: DNA-binding transcription factor activity, RNA polymerase II-specific; RNA polymerase II cis-regulatory region sequence-specific DNA binding. The record is from RefSeq and is a predicted model, not a curated record. The transcript is spliced from 3 exons. Bases 133 to 729 code for a protein of 198 amino acids. NCBI's taxonomy places the organism in Eukaryota, Metazoa, Chordata, Actinopteri, Syngnathiformes, Syngnathidae. Gene Ontology annotation, biological process: DNA-templated transcription; myeloid cell differentiation; regulation of transcription by RNA polymerase II.
UUGGUGUGGAGGGGGCGUGGGGUACAUAUUUGGGGAAUCGUUUUUUUCUCCCCCUCAGACCAUUUACCAUCAAACUGUCAACCUGUAUGACAACCUGACAGCAUUAUCUGAGAGUCUGAGAAGAAACUCGUCAUGAUGUGUGAAUCCAGGGUGUCCUCUGUCAUCCAGGAGUGGAUGACUCCAUAUCCGAAUCAGGCCCACGUGACAUUGAACCCAACAUCUUCAAGCCCUGCCGGCUCAUCCAAUUUGGUUUCAAUGGACAUGAUAACAUACAGCCAGUCGCAAGGAUUGAGGGGGAGCAGUGAGGACCGAAUAGACGAGCAGAUGAUGGGACUGUCGUACCUGCCGUACGCGUCCUCUUGUCUCAGCGGCGCCGCAAGUUCUGGGAACCACCAUCAGAACCACGGCAACAAUUUGCAAGAGUUCUCUCCUCCUUUCCUCUUGCCAACCAUGCGUGCUCCGGUGGCCAAGAGGAGCAUCAGCAAGGACAGCGCAGAGUAUCGGCUGCGACGCGAGAGGAACAACAUCGCCGUGCGGAAGAGUCGAGACAAAGCGCGCAGGAGGAUCCUGAUGACACAACAGAGGGCCCUGCAGCUGCAAGAGGAGAACCAGAAGCUGCAGAUGAAGAUCGGGCAGCUCUCACAGGAGCUGGACACUCUCAGACAUAUCCUGUCUCAGCAGCACCUGCCGGGAAGUGACGAGGGGGCCGCGGGGGUCACCGCCGUCUGAGCAGAGAACAAUCAGUUGGUUAGGUUCAGUGCUCAACACGCUUAUUAGAUCACCUGUCAUAAAAAUGAGAACCUGCGGCAGCAUCAUGAAGUGCUUCAAAAACGAUUUAUGGUGGUCUAAUAAUUUUGUUAAGCACUUGCACAAUUCAAGGAGAACCACUACAAGAACUAUAUCCCAAUUGUGCAAAGAUACUGAUGCUCAGUUUGACUAGAACUGAAAAAAAAAAGUGAUUUACAAUCUGCUUAUUACUUUGGGGCUAGUCGACCGUAUGAUCAGGUGUUCCCAAUAUUUUGGUGCCCUUAUCUUAUGCGAGAAGGUCAAAAUAUUCAAAUCACUUAUUUGUGUGAUGUCGCUCAACCACUGCAGCCUGUUACAUCAAAACAGAGCAUUAUCAUAGUUUCUAGUGAGGAUAAGUGCUACAGAGAAUAAAUGGAAGGAGGGAUAUUCAUGUUCUGUCUUGAGCUGCGGAGGUGUUUGUAAAAUAAUGAAUAAAUAUGGUUAACAAAAGUA